Penicillium salamii is the source of this 3354-nucleotide messenger RNA. NCBI's taxonomy places the organism in Eukaryota, Fungi, Ascomycota, Eurotiomycetes, Eurotiales, Aspergillaceae. The record is from the annotation of a GenBank genome assembly.
AUGCCCUCAAGCUCCAGCUCCAGCUCCUCGGAGGGCGCCCCCCUCGCCGACUACUUUUGGAUCGCCGGUGUGGAUGGGACGGAGAUCCUGGACACCUUUAAAAGAUUGGGGGAAGACUACCGUACCAAUGGCGCUGCUUCACCAGGACCUGCUUUGGCAGACACAAUCCAAGAAGAUGCCGACGCCGAAGAGGAAUACAAUCCCGAUGCCUCACGCCCAAACUCCAUGCUCUUCACGGGCGUCAGUCGCCGGAGCUCCGUCCAACGACUCUCCACACUCUCCAAGACUUCCGAAGGCACAAAUGGGGGAAGCAAUAGCAACCGCAGCAGCAUGACCGUCAAGGGUGGCUCCUCACCCCUGCGCGCCUCUGCCAUGUUCACAGAGGACUUUGAUUUCGACUCCGCCUUGUACAAGUUUGCCAACGAGCGCGACUCCUUUCUGACCGACUUGAGUCUCAGUGCUGGCGCUAUUACCCCAAACACCCGCCCGCGAUCCCGAGUCCGCACACAGAAGAUUGUAUCGGAGGGUUCGCCCUCCCCCGGUGGGAACUUGUUGCGAUCAGGCAUUGGCAGCGUGCGACGACACAUGGCCUUCCGGGACAUGAACAGUAUGAAGCGACAACCGUCUGUUGCCCGUCAAGCUUCCGUGCGAACCUCCCGACGAUUGAGCAACUACAAUUCAGUGAUCCCCGUUCCGCAACCCCUCGAAAUCUCCCCCACGAUGCACCCGCUGAAAAGGCGAUUUGAACCCGUGCUCCUUGACCGAUACCCCACACGAACCAUGCCGGACGAGCUGAAGCAGCGCGGCAACUUCCCCGAUUAUGUUCCCAUGUUCGCAUUCCCCAACGAUAUCAAUAUUGUAUCCUCGGACCAGCGACCGCGAUCGACUUGGCACGGAUUUGCCAUGACAACGGACAAUGGAUCGAGGCUACACGCCAUUUGCGUCACCGUCUGGAUACCGCUGAAUCAAAAUGCCGCGGAAGAGCUCGAGAAGCGCUGCGAGGAAUGGCGGAAGGAUAACAUGACCGAUGAAGAACGUGAACUUGCUGCAAGCUUGGGUGAGCGAUUGGCAUCGGAGAGGGCAAAGCUAUCCAGAUUGCUAGCCCAGCUCCCGACAGUCCCAUCUGGAUCCGAGUCCCGCGAACAGCUCGAAGAUGAGAUCAGUGCGGUAGAAGAGAAGAUCGGAUUAAUGACCGACCUUUUACGCCCGGUCCGCCAUGGCGCAGCCUCGAAGAUCGAAGGUUUGACCGACGGUGACACUGGAUUCUGGAUUCCCCGUUCGUACGGAAUUCUGGGUCGGGAGAGUACCAUGACCAGCUUUUGGAAGGAAUGGCUCAAGGCUAUCGUGGUGCCCAUGAUCGAAGGCGGCGUGCAGCAUGUGCCUCCGCCCUCACCCAGGAUGGGACUUUGGCAACCGCUAGAGCAAUACGUGAUGAAUCUUUGCACAGAAGCAUUUGCGCCAAUAUCCUCAAAGACCCAGGUGGAGCUUGCGAUCCGUGAACUGCGAUUAUUUGCGCGGAAGGAGGCUCCAAACGAAAUCCCGGGCUCUCGGAAUACUGACCUAUAUUCUCUGUUCCGAACGUUGUCGGUGCCGAACAUCCUCAUUUUAUUCGAGUACGCUCUGACCGAAGCCCGCAUCAUCUUCCUGUCUUCCCAUACCUCGAUGCUGUAUCUUGCUACACGGGCAUUGGUUGACCUCUUGUUUCCCUUGGAAUGGACUGGAGUUCUUAUUCCCGUUCUUCCUGCCCGCUUGAUUCAAGCACUUGAAGCACCUUGCCCCUAUAUUGUGGGUAUCGAGCGUCGAUACGAGAAAGUGGAAUUGCCGACCGAUGAUUUCGUUCUAAUUGAUCUGGAUAACAAUAUGAUUGAGAGUACUUUCCAGCCGACCCCUCUCCCACGCCAUCAGCGCAGGAAGCUCUUGUCAUUGCUGCAACUAGCUGCUCCUCAGCACGGCCGAUGCCAUGUUCCCAUUGGGCCUCCUGCGUAUGCAGUAGAGACAUACCCUUGGGACGCUUUUAUGUCUGAGAGCAAGGCAACUUUCACUUCAAAGGCGCCUGCGACCAAUCUUGCCAAAUAUGUUGGUUUGAACUCCAGCGCCUUUGGCUCGACCGCCGUUGUCCCGGGCUCUUACUCGCCCCCAAUCUUCAAUGUAUUCGCGCAUGCCCGCAAUGAAGCCGGCCCAUCUCGCGGGUAUUCAUCUCGCGGAAACGAGCGCCCAGGUACUAGCUCCACUCUCAGAGCAAGUGCAUCUCCACCAUCCCCACGGGAGAGCUCCCCUACCUCGGGCUUCUUCCCUCCACCCCCGCCCACUCCCUCAUCGCGCAAUGAUUCUGGAAUGGCGCUGCAGGCAUCCCUGCGUGAAAAGCGCUCUGGACAUUUCGAUGCUGCGUCGCGCCGAAGCUCGUCCUUCGGAAUGAGUCGUCGACCAAGUGCACCAUUCUUGGGCCACACAUCCAACCUUUCAGUAACUACACUGAACACGGAAUACGGUGGUGGGUCCACCUACGCCCCGUCUGUGUAUGCGCAGUCUACUAUUGCUGCAUCUACAAUCGUGCCACAGUCGUUUGUGCAGCCCUUUGGAAAUAAUGAGGGCACUUGCUGGGUUGAGGGUCACUUCUUCCAGGUCCAGAUGUGGGAUGAGAAGUUGAUCUGUGCGAUUUGUGACGAGCAGGCCGAGGACGGCAUGUACAAGUGCUCGUCGUGUAGAUUGACAGUCCACAAUCGCUGUGCAUCCAUGGUGUGUCUGCCCUGUGAUGCUGCCUUCCACCCCGAUCAGGUUCGUGCUGCAUUUGUCCGGUGCUUCGCCAGCUUGUUCUACACAUACAAAAAGUUCCUUGCUCCCGCUAGUAGCGAUAAGAAGAAGCAAGGAUUGUAUUACACUUUCAACGCCGAGGCUUUCAUGAAGAGCCUUCCCAGCGAACAUGCUGACUACAUUGCGAUAUUGCAACAAACUCAAAGCUUCAAUGAGUUCAUCAGUGACCGUGAGCGCACGAGCCCUAAGUCCAAGGACCCUCGAAUGGCCUUGUUCGAUGAAAUUGUGCUCUCAAAGCGUAACCGUGGCCGUUCAUCCAUCUUUUCUGGCCGCUCGACCACAGACUUCCUAUCAGACACUUCCAACCAUCUAUGGCGCACAGCCAACGCCACCUUCUUCCCUCCAAGCAGCCGCAGUCAGCAAAAUAUGUCCACCGACUACGGCAGAGUCGUCACCCGAGCACCGGCAAAACUAGACACCAGCCUGAUGACCGAGCCCCGCAUGAUCCACGGCGCCCCACGGGUCUCUAAAACAGCCAAUACUGCCCGCCGAAAGCCCCUGCCCAGCCUCAUGAAUGGCCUCGCUAUCUCUCCCCCGAGUUAA